This is a messenger RNA of Nylanderia fulva, 7577 nucleotides long. It is a transcript of the gene tay, whose product is annotated as tay bridge kinase. The record is from RefSeq and is a predicted model, not a curated record. NCBI's taxonomy places the organism in Eukaryota, Metazoa, Arthropoda, Insecta, Hymenoptera, Formicidae.
AUAUACGUAGAAGAAAAGAGAGAGAAGGAAAGCGAAGAAACAGCGCUCCAAGACUCUGAACGCGACAGAAUUUACUCGCCCGGAGGCGAGAGAAUAUCCUAGACGCAGAGUGAACACGCGUACAAAAAUAUAUAGUCUUAUAUCUACGCGGAGCAUAUAGGGUAAAAGUACGCCAUAUUCUCUCGAUAAUCGCAACAGACAUAGAAAGAGAGAGAGAGAAAGAGAGGGAAAACAAAAUGACAGAAAUGCAUUAGCACAUACGACAAGUUCGCGCGUAAUUCGGGGCGUGUGCCUUUCCACAGUCGUGGACCCCAAACUUUCUUGCUCUCUUCAUCAUCACCCUCCUCACAUUCCUCUCUCUUUCUCUCUCUCGGUGAUUAACCCCGAGUGUAUUUAACGUGUAAAACGUGCGAGAUCGCGCCACCAGGGCGACGAUGCGCCAAGUGACAGCGCGCGCGUGACGUCACGCGUCCCGUGACAGGCGACGUCGCUCUCUCUCUCGACAUUCGGUAGUCAGUCAGUCAGUCAGUCAGGUAGAGACCAGGAGCAGGCAGGCAGGCUCGCGGCCAUUUUUCCACUACCGCACGAUGCGGCAACCGUGCGUGGUGGCCGCGCUUCGAUCCGCCAUCGCCAUUCCAAACAAUCGGCGCGCUACGUGCACUCCUCGCGGGAUGCGUCUGACCGCGGCAGAUCGCGGAGGCACCGCCGCCGUGCUGCGACGACGACGAUAAGCGCCGCGCCGCGUCGCGCUACGUCAACCAACGCCGACCGACCGAUCAGCCAGCCGACCAACCAGACGGACGGAUGCACGCACGCAUGGUGUACGCACAAGACGCGCCGCCGCUGCCCCGUACACGUUAAAGGCAGUGCAGGAUCCGAGGCGGACAAACGAGCCGAGAGUGAAGUGAAGUGAAGUGACGUGACGUGACGUGAGGGAAGAGCGAGACGCAGCAGUGCUGGAGGUGGUGGACGACGACGAGGACGGGGCCGGAGAGUCUCGCGAGGCUACGUCGACGGCGGCGACGACGACAACGGUGGCGAGGAGGAAGAGAAGGAAGCGACGAGGCGGAGGUGGCGAAAGCGCGGAAGGUGGAGAAAGAGGGACGUGAUCGUGAAGAAAACGAUAACAAGGAGGAGAGGAUGAUAACCGCGAUCGCAACGUGGACGACGACGACGAGGAAGACGACGAGGACGACGACGGUGACGAUUGUGGACCGGAGGAAAGAAGGACGGAAGGUCGAACGUCGUGUAUGAUCGGUCGUGAGAGCUCUGCUUUACUGCGUGAAGUUGCGCGAAUACACGGAGCGGUGGAAAGAGAGAGAGGGAAGUGUCCGAAUAGAGAGAAGUUGGCUGCGCCGAGACACCGCGUCGGAACGUUAAUAAGUGUCUGGCCCCGAACGGUGGUAUAAUACGUGUGGCAUACGUUCACUCCGGCCUUCUUAGGUGCGCCUUCAUAGUGUGCGCCCCUCCUCGCGAGUGCGUGUGUGUGUGUGUGUGUGUGUGUGCGCGCGAGUGCGCGCGUGCACUCUCGCCGAUCUGUGCGACCGUCUCUCGCAAAGUGCUCCAUCUCGUCGAGUCUCUCUCGUGUGCGCGUAUCUCUCUUUCUCUCUCUCCCCCCCCCUCUCUCUCUCUUUCUCUCUUUAUCUGCCCUGCGUGCGUGCCUUCUCGCGUGCUUCCUCGCCACACGCACCCGGGACUCUUCUUCGACCAGCGCGCACGAUCGAUGUGACAUCGUGCUCUCUCCGAGUGCUCUGGGGAUAUCGCGAGGAACUUGUUCGAACGCAGGAAAGGAGUAUAUAUCGCGGAAAGGUGCCCCAGUCGCGCGUGUACAUAUAUAUAUAUACACAUAUAUAUAUGUGUGUGUGUCUGUGUACAUACAUAGAGUGCGUGCCGACAGUAAGCCGUGUCUCGUGAGUGCCGAGUGUAUCCCGAGGCGGUGCAGUGUCUCUCUCUCUCUCUCUCUGCCCCUCGUCUUCCUUUCUUCCCAUUCCACCCUCUUUCUCUCUACCCAUCGGUCGUCUACGACCGUAGAAUGCACGACGACAACGUCGUCGCUGUCGUCUGCUGCCGCUCUCGUCCGCCUCCCAUUGUCGUCAUCCUCCCGUACGUCAUUACCUUCCUCCGUCGUGCCAUCUGUCUACUACGUUGACCACGAGGCCGCGCCGCGGGUGAUCCCUAGAGGAUAUCAUCGGACGUUUGUUUCGAAAGAAGAGCGGUGUGGUGCGUGUCGAAGAUGGAGAUCGAGGCGAAGCAACGUAGCCAGAAGAACCGACGACGGGAGCGGGCGCAGCGCAUGCUGGCGCAGAGGGAGAGCCUGGCCACCGCGAAGCAACAGCAACAGCAGCAGCAACAGUCCCAGCAGUCGCGGCAACGACCGCCGAACGACGAGGAGGACAGCCACAGCGGCGAGGACGAGGACCCCGCCGGAGGCGGCGGCGGCGCCAAGACCGGUCAUCCACGGGACGGACACUCGGGACGGCCGCCCAGGCCACCGAGGCCUCCCAGGCCCCGCAAGAAGUCUUCCCUCGCGGCCGCCAACCAAAAGGAGCCACCCUUCGAGGAGGACAUUAUCGAUGGAUUCGCCAUCCUCGGUUUUCGCUCCUACGAGGAUCUCGAGAGUGCGAUAAAGUUAGCUGGUAAAAAUAAUGUCAAGAAGCUGCAUACAUUGGUGUCGAUAGUGGAAGAGAAACCAAAGGUGGAUACAGGACAGAAUAACAGGCACAACGAGCACCACAUCAAAAACAAUUUCAAGCAUUACACACAUAAUUCCAUACUGACACCCUCGACGUUAAACCAGGGCCUAGAUGCAGGUACCAGUGACGAUAGUGGCAGAGCAUCUGAACAAUUACACGGCCCUGGUAUACCUAGGGAUUGCCAGGACGCAGACAGUUCCAGGGACCAUCUCAGCGAUGCUAGCAGUCAUUGCAGUUCGGGUAAAGGUUAUAUCUGUGAUAGUGAAGGAGAAGACGAUAAGGGCUCGGAUGCCGAAUCGGUACUCUUUGAAUCUUCUACCUCACCACCUCUUGCACGUAAAUACGAAUUGCCCUCUUCUUCACCACACGUUUUGCCACCCGCAAACGGGGCAGGCGGGUCUCCACCGGAUACGGGUGGGCAGAUUUCUAAUCCAGCAACGGAUGCUCCGGCACCUAUACCGCCUCCUGUGCCUACGUCUGCACCAGUUCCAACAGCGCCGAGUCCUCCCAGUCCAACGUUGCCCCCACACAUAUCCCAGCCUCCUAUGACUAGUCCUUUGGCAGCGAAUCCACGUGCAAUAGCUCCGCAACAGCGGCCAGCUUCCCCUGCUCUGCCACCACCUUCCCUGUCCCAGCAGCCGCAUACUACGAUACCUGGAUUACAUCCACCUAAUGUGCCCCUCGUCUCGUCAAGUCAUACAACUAGUCCAGCGGUAGCCAGUUUAGGUGUUACGCCAGCAGCACCUUCGAACGGAGCGGCUACCACGAGUUAUCCACCGCCCAUUCCUAUAGCUGCGUAUCCGCAGACACAACCAUCAUAUCCACCGCUCUACACUCCGUAUACCGCGUUAAAUCAUAGCCCGUACCCCCCUGCAGUACCAUCCCCUUCUCAUUCUGCUUCAUCACGCGCGGACGUGAGAGGAAGUAGAGCUUCUCCCUGUACCAAUAUAAAUAAACAGACCAUAGGAAAUAACCUUGCGAGUCACAAUAAUACUCCACUGAGCGCUGCCACCACGACAUGUGUGUCUACAAUAACUAAUACAGUUACCACGGCAAAUUCUAUCGCCCAUAGAGACAUGGUGGCCUGUAGUCUGUCUGGACGAAACAAUAAUUCGCCACGUGGACACAGUCCUAGUCGGGAAAGAGAUAGUUACAGCAGUAACGUGAGUAGUCUAAGUCGCGGCAGCAUAACGCCUGUUAGUGUGCCAAACACCUCCUCUCCAGCCAAUUCUAGUCUACCUGCAUACACCAAGCCACAAGGUUGGAUUAACAACAACACAGCUUCUCAGCUAUCUCCGGCAACAGCUACAUCCGUUCCGAGGCCAACUCCGCCACCGGUGCCACUCGGCAUACAUACAUUUCCACCACCGAUGUUUGCACAGCCUUUACCACCACCUGUGUCUAGCUCAAGUCCACAUACUUCGCUGUCUUCGCUUCCUCCACCGACGACCAAUCCGAAUCCGUUUUCCGCGGAGUCUUUGUUUCAAACAAGUCAGGCAGAUCUUUUGAGGAGAGAACUUGAUAAUAGGUUCUUAGCGUCUCAGGAUAGAAAUGUUGGAGUUGGAGUGGGAAAUUUGGGUCCGGCAUAUCUUCGAACAGAAAUGCAUCAUCAUCAGCAUCAGCAUACGCAUGUACAUCAACACACGACGCCGUUGCUACCACCAGCUGCAGCAACGACGCUUUUUCCACCUCCGAUUUUUAAGGACAUACCAAAAUUGGGAGGAGUCGAAUCGCCAUUUUUUCGUGGAAACUUAAAUCUUUCCGGUUAUUCCGGUUUUAACGCUGGCCUUCUUCAUCCUGGAAUUGGUCCACCUUCGACACCCUUUGUGCCACCCAAUCAUUUAACUUCAUUUGCGCCAAAGAAAAGUGGAAAAUGGAAUGCAAUGCAUGUACGCAUUGCGUGGGAAAUUCAUCAUCAUCAACAAAAGCAACAGGCUGAAGCUAAAGCAGGAAGUGUCGUUAGUACAAAAACUGAUUUAUUAAGACCGCCAGGCCAUCUUUAUCCAGGGGGACCAGGCAGUGGUCUUGGACUUGGUGCACCAUCAAUGGCACCUCCAUUUCCCACUAAUAUGCCAUCUGCGCAUCCUGCACCACCCCCAUCUCAUCCUGUCGGUUUUCUAUCUACACCAGCCUCACAUUUAGGUAAUAGAGGAUUAUUAUUAUUUGCAGGAACAGGAAUAUCUCCUUUUGGAAGGUAUCCUUCGACAUUCGGUGCACCGAAUCCCAAUUUUCCGGGUCUUUCAACCUUUCCGCCGAGAGAAAUGCCGCCUCUAGGUGGACUCAGUUCGAUGCACGAUCCAUGGCGAGGAUUGCAACGUGCUACUACUGGUUUCCCACCAACCACUGUUUCGUGGGGUUUGAAGCCGGAACCGCCCGCGAUAGACAGACGCGCCGAGUUGGAGGAACGGGAGCGUGAGCGCGAACGGGAAAGAGAGCGCGAGCGGGAGCGUGAACGCGCUGAACGGGAACGCGAGCGUAUCAGACGCGAGAGAGAGAGGGAAAGGGAGAGAGAGGAGCAACGCGAGAGAGAAAGGCGGGAACGCGAGAAAGAAGAGAAGAGGAAACAGCAAGAGGCAGCUGAACGAGAGCGAGAGAGGCGAGAUAAGGAACGUCGCGAGAUGGAAAGACGCGAGAUGGAGCGCGAGAGAUUGCUUCAUCAAAAUCGGCAACACGUGGUCGUUCCUCGGGAACGUUCGCCCCUCAGGAACGGCUCGGCGCCGAUAGAUACCGGAGAAGUACGCGUGAAGGAGGAACCACGCAGCAAGGACGAUGAGAUUGUAAUGCUUCCACGACCACCGGUACCCGGUCCCGGAGCAACCGGGUCCGCGCCAGGACCAAAUCCACUGCCCGAUCCGAGAUAUCAUCCGCAUCCGCAUACUUAUCUCACGAGGCAUCCGCAUAGCAUGACUUCGCAUUCUAUGCCACGUAGUAACAUGCUUCCCAGUUUAAGCGCACAUCAGAUACAACAUUUUCCACCGCCAUCCGCGCCUGCCGGUCAACCGGGAGCUCCUUGGCCGGGCGAUCCUUUCCGGGAUCCUUAUCGAUACGAUCCUCUGCAACAGUUACGAUACAAUCCAUUAAUGGCGGCGUUCAGAGAGGAGGAGGAACGAGCGAAGCUGUACGCCGGUUAUCCUCCACCACCGGUGAAUGCUCUCAGGAGUAAAGAUCCUAGCCCAGGUCCGCUCAGUAAUUUACAUAUGCAUCAUAGAGCAGGACCCGGCCCAGGAGUACCGACGCGUCCGCUCGAAAACGCCAUCAUGCACGCAGAUAUUCAUAAGAAGGAGGAUGGAUCGCAGUCCCGAUGAUACAUCGUUUCAGCGUCCUCGGUUUCUACGAGGGAACGCACUGACGGACCGACAUUUUAAGCGGUUCCAGCCUCCACUUCAGAGCUGGUAGAUUCUGAACGUACUAGCCACGUACCAAUUCCUCCCCUCCGUGACGCUCGGAACCCGGUGCUGAUAUUUUGCUAACAGAGAAGAAGCGCGUUAUCUGAAACAAAAAAAAAGAAAGUGUAUAUAGAUAUUAUAUAUGUAAUAUUUAUAGCUAUCUCGAGAAAGAGAGAGAAAGAUGACGAGAACGCGUAAAACUAUACAAGAAAACGUAACGAAGAUGCCUUGCUAAUGAUACCGCUGUACCACCGAUAACGGCGGCUAACGAAUAAUGAAUGUUACGAAAGAAAAAAACUACGGAGGGCGCACGGCAUCGCUGAUGUCACAAAUAAUCACGCUGAUGUUUUGUGAUUUCUGCAGUUUCAGUGAUCUGACUGUCUAUAGUGGUAACAAGCCGUAAUUACGACGAUAACUAUGCGUACAGAUUAAAAAAGUAUCGUGUGUAAUAUUAAAAUAGUUAUAGAAUGCGAGACGAUGGUUACGUAAAAAAGAAAAAAAAAGCAAAUCCAAGUUAGGAAAGAGAGAGAGUUGAGCGGAUCUCUAUUAUUACUCAAAAAUUAUUUAAUUAUUUAUUUAUUGCGACACGUAUAAACGAAUUUGAAUCUCUACUGCUACUGGCGUACGAAUGCGGACAUAAGAUUUGCCCCUAAUUUAAUUGAUGUAAUAUAAAAAUGAUCAAAUGUAUAAAUUUUACUUCUUAGAUUUUAAUUUGUAUAUUAGAGAUGAUGGUGAAAAAAAAGAGGGCAUAUAAAACGGAAAGUUCUUUGGCUUUCGACAGCACGUGCUUUUUUCAUUUGCAUGCUGACUAUAACAGCACUGGGUGCUUUCCUGUGAUAUAAAAAGAAAAAUGUUUCAAGGGUAGUAAAUUAUUUUUUAAUUUCUUAUUGCGUAAAUCGUGACAACCGGAGAUUUGACAAGUGCAAAUAAAUCAAACUAUCCAGUUUAAAGUUUUACAGAUUAGAAAUAUUCUUUCGAAAAACACAGGAUGACGCUUAAUAUAAUAGCAGCUUGUGCGUGCCAAAAAGUUGCUUCAAUCAAAGAAUAUGUUCCACAAGACCGGUUUCUUUUAACAUACUAUUUAUGUUUAUACAGGACAGUUUUUUCUUUCGAACAUUUCUCAAUUCUCAGCCAUAUGCGUCGUUGUGUUACCAGAAAGCCAAUACGAGAUCUCUUAAAAGUUUUGUGCCAUGGACCAGGUCACAUUCGAAUAACCCUGGUACCUCACAAGAAAAAUAUGAAUUUCUUUGAAUAUGAUCGGAUAUUCUCAAACUCUAUUUCAUUUAUACUGUAAAAUCAUCAUACAACUGUAUAUUAUACAAUUAACAACUAUACACGCAGUUUAAAAAUUGUAGAUAUUUUUCAUCGAUGCAAAGUUACAAUGUGAUGCAAUGAUUUUGUUCAUGUAGAUAUCGCGAAGUAAGAGGAUUUUGUGUGAAUAGGUUUUUUCUAAAAUUGAUUCUUUGUAAAAGGAUCUAAUAAUCAUAGUUUCUAUCAA